AUGAGCGACGAAGGAUACCCAGCUUCCAACUGGGAGCAUACCGACAGCGACCACCCUUCCUCCCACCAGAACCAUGCCUACAACGGCUCGCCCUACUUUCCUCGGGAGUCGCUCGAUGUACCUGGAGUACCGCUCACCCCGACAAAGUCUGCGUCACCGCCGCGCUCGAGCGUAGAGUCGCCUACACGACUGAACCACAUGCGAUGGCGCGACAGCGUGCCGCAGCCUGCGCACUCAUCGUCCGCCUUCUCGCCCUCCGAAGAUGGCAUACUCGAUACUAGUUUCGACGAGAAUGUGCUCAGGGCACUGUGUAAUCUAGAUUGUGGCGUGCCGUUGAUGUUGGAUCGAAUAAAACAGAGCACCGCUUCCUGCAAGGAAGUCGCGACAUUCCUGAGGAAGCGUAUGGAGAUGGAGGCGGAUUACGGCCGUAAUCUGCAGAAACUGGCACGCAGCACGGUAGAGAUGUAUGGGCAGCACGACGCUAAGGCUGGCUCCUUUAUGUUAGCUUGGAAGCAGACCUUGCAAUUACACGAGAAUGUCGCAGCCAGUCAUAUCAAAAUGGCUACAAUGUUGAAGGAGCAGAUCGACGAGUUGAACAAAGUGAUAGAUAAUUCUGAGCGUGAGAGAAAGCAGACAAAGGACCUCGCUGGUCGAUACGAGCGUGCUUUGCAAGAUGCCGAGUCUGCAACUGAGAAGAGCAAGAGCCGGGUGGAGGCCACCGCAGAGGAGCUCGAGCGCGUGCUUAUUCAGAAAGAGGGUGAAUCACUACGUGAUACGGGUGUGCAGGGUCGUUCACCUGGUGGUGGUCAUCGCACGCGAGUCAUCGGCAAGGCCGUGGCAAAAGGCGGAAUGUUGCUGAAGGGCAAGAAUCCGGGAAAUAUACAGCGACAAGCAGAUGACAUCAGACAGCGCAUGUCUGCCGCUUCUGAUCAGUAUCGUAAGAACAUGACCGACACGCAGGCGAUCCGUCAGGAGUAUUUCAACUUCCAGCUGCCUCGCAUUUUACGAGCUUUACAAUCCUGUUUGAACGACGUCGACCUGGGGAUACAAUACCACAUGAUACGGUAUUCAUUCCUUUUCGAGUCAACUGUACUUGGAGAUGGGACAACAUUGGCACCUCUCAAUCCUGAAGAAGCUGGCCUCAAGGCAAUAGCCGAGUCGAUAGACAACCGAGGCGACUUUAAGACCUACAUGCAAAACUACGCAGUCGCCCACAACGGCUCUAAUUGGCGUGGUCCUCGGCGCGAUGGACCGAGGGAUGAGGGCUACCUCCCGCCAAUAGCACCCUUGAUUCAGCAGAUGAAUUCUCCGAACACAUCCGUCUCGCAUGUUCAGGACAAGGGCCGUCCGUCGUUUGGCGUCGACUUGGCAGAACAGCUCCUUCGUGACGACUUAGAAGUGCCACCGAUUAUGGUCAAGUGCUGCGAAGCGAUCGAGAAGUAUGGUCUCCACGCUCAGGGUAUAUAUCGUGUAGGCGGAACAAUCACGAAGGUCAAGGAGCUGAGAGAGCGUCUUGAUAAAGACAUGGACACUGUGAACCUUGACGCAAACGAGUGGUCGUCGGAGAUUAGCGUGGUUACAAGCGUGCUCAAGCAAUGGCUGCGCGAGCUUCCGAACCCACUGAUGACCUUCGAGCUCCACGAGGAGUUCCUGGAGGCGGCCCGCGUGGACAAUGACCGGCUCCGUCAUAUUCGUCUGCACGAGCGGGUGAACGAGUUGCCUGAUCCAAACUAUGCAACCUUGAAGUACUUUAUGGGGCACCUUCACAAGAUCGCAGAAUAUGAGGCCGAGAACGCUAUGUCGGUCCAAAACUUGGCUAUCGUGUUCGGUCCCACACUAUUUAAACAGGCCCAGCCGGGUGUGAACGGCAACAUGACUGGGAUGGCAGACGCGGGUUUGCAGAACAAGGCACGUUCCUCUGCUUUGUGCCGUUCUCCUAUUGCCAACUGA
Molecule: messenger RNA, 1950 nt
Organism: Phanerochaete carnosa HHB-10118-sp
Lineage: Eukaryota; Fungi; Basidiomycota; Agaricomycetes; Polyporales; Phanerochaetaceae
Exons: 12
Coding region: 1-1950 (649 amino acids)
Biological process (GO): signal transduction; regulation of GTPase activity
Cellular component (GO): cytoplasm
Source: RefSeq, a predicted model, not a curated record